This is a messenger RNA of Geosmithia morbida, 1008 nucleotides long. RefSeq lists its product as uncharacterized. The transcript has 4 exons. The record is from RefSeq and is a predicted model, not a curated record. Gene Ontology annotation, biological process: negative regulation of gluconeogenesis; protein targeting to vacuole; protein catabolic process in the vacuole. Gene Ontology annotation, cellular component: GID complex; extrinsic component of membrane. NCBI's taxonomy places the organism in Eukaryota, Fungi, Ascomycota, Sordariomycetes, Hypocreales, Bionectriaceae. The coding region runs from base 1 to 1008 and encodes 335 amino acids.
AUGCCGACACCUUCGAACCAGCCCUCCGGGCCUCCGUCGCCGCCGGGCUUUUCGAGCUGCCCCGAUGACUUACAGACGUCCCCGAGGCCUGGGCGGCAGACAGAACUCGAACGUGAAGCAAACAGUGCCCAUGAUACCGAAAUGGGGGAGAGGGACUUCGUUCCAUCCGCACUGGCGGUAGAGAAUCCACCUCAGCGCGGCAGCUCUUCUGCUCCUCCACACGAAGAUUCCCUCAUUGUGGAAGAGAGGGCCACUCUUGACCCAUCUUCUCGCUCAACAACCAUGUCGCCGCAACCACGGUCUAGUAUCACUACUGCCACCUCCCCUGAGCAAGGCCGUCACAUGUGGUCCCACUCCAAUACUUCCGACAUAUAUGUGGACAGUGAUGACUUCUACGCCCCAUCUAUGGGCCCCGAUUACCCAUCUAUGCGGGCAAAGCCGCUCCUCAACUCUUCCUACCUCCGACCGGGUAGCAGGUUCCACGGAACCCAACAAUCCGAGAGACAAGUGUACGAUGUCUCCGUUGAGAUCAAACACGUCGAUCUUCGCGAGUCCUUCCUUUGUGGAUAUUUGCGGAUUCAAGGAUUGACGGAGGAUCACCCGACCCUAACCACCUACUUCGAAGGCGAGAUCAUUGGCCCAAAGUAUAACUUCUUCACACAGCACGAGGACUGGGGCGCUACUCAAAAGGUGGACAUGAGCCACUGGUCCAAGUUCGUUGCUUUCCGACCUUUCCAGAAGCAGGCUCGAAGGGGCCAUGCGACGGUCGAAGAUGUCACCCAGAGGGAACACGUCUUCAUGCGCUGGAAGGAGCACUUCUUGGUUCCCGACCACCGCGUUCGAACCAUCAGUGGCGCCAGCUUCGAGGGCUUCUACUACAUUUGCUUCAACCAGAUUAAGGGUGCUGUCAGCGGCAUCUACUUCCAUUCUAAGAGCGAAAAAUUCCAGCAGCUUGAGUUGACCCACGUGCCCGAUCGUGGGUGUUUCAGUGCGACAGAGUUUCGUUAA